Octopus sinensis (East Asian common octopus) is the source of this 6158-nucleotide messenger RNA. RefSeq names its product diacylglycerol lipase-alpha. Lineage: Eukaryota; Metazoa; Mollusca; Cephalopoda; Octopoda; Octopodidae. Bases 415 to 3576 code for a protein of 1053 amino acids. Gene Ontology annotation, cellular component: postsynaptic membrane; dendrite membrane. The transcript is spliced from 17 exons. Gene Ontology annotation, biological process: lipid metabolic process. The record is from RefSeq and is a predicted model, not a curated record.
CGCGCACUGCCAGCAGCGAAGCAGACGACUCGGUUGCAUCGCGGCGGCGGCAGCGGCAACAGCGGAGGCGGCUGUUGUUGGGUGACUGCAGCUAGGAUUUCUCUGGCAAAGCAAGGUAAAACUCUCAGUACUAAAUAUCAACAACAAACAGAUCAACCACUACCACACAUAAAUCGACAAACAGUAGUGGAAAGUAAAAAAAAUCAAAGUAUCCAACUGAAACAACCCAGUUAUAUUCCAAUAUAACUUCGUUGUGGUCAUCAUGGAUUUAUUUCGGAGGCAUUUUAACCAAAUAUUUUCGGAAAGAUUUUCGCCUACCAUAUGAAAGGAUGAAAUAAAAUGGAAUAAAUAACAAAUGCAUACAUAUUUCCGGAUAUUCUACGACCAGCCUGAUUAAAACAUUCUGUUUCCACGAUGCCUGGUUUAGUGGUAUUUAAACGAAGGUGGUCCAUCGGAUCCGACGAUCUGGUUGUACCUGCCGUCAUCAUGAUCGUCGUGCAUCUCGUAUGGAUCAUUGUCUUGGCCUCAACACUUGUUAUGGUCGACUUUACUUCUGAUUUGGUCUGCAUGAGAGACUUAAAAGGUCAUAUAUUUGGAUAUCUUGUCAUUCUUUCCGUCUGCCUUUUAGUUGAAAUAACUAUGGCAUGGGUUAGUAUGCGAGGAAGUAUUAUAAACACUGAACCAAGAUGGUGCAUGCAGUAUAUCAUCUACAUUCGGUUAUUCAUUCUACUAGUAGAGUUGGCUUGGCUAAUCGUUGGAGUUGUUUGGACCGCAAAAUAUUACCAAUCAUGUGCCUCAGGUUCAGUGAACAGAAUUGUUCUUGGUGUUAUAAUUUGCAAUUGGGGCAUCAUGUUAAGUGUUGUAGUGUGUAUUUGGUGUACAUUUGAUACAGCUGGUAGAAAGUGGGUUAAAAUGAAACGUUUUCAAGAGAGUCUUAGAAGAAAGCAACGUGAUCGCAAACACCAAAAUUGUGUAAGACGGAACUGGCGACAAAGAAAAGCUUUGAGAGCUUAUGAAGAAAAAUGGGACCGAAGAUUUCACCUGUUAUGUUGUUGUAUAGAACGGAGAGGUCGAAAUCAGAACUCCAUAUCUGAAGUUGCCCAACUCUUCACUGAAUUCUUCCGAGAGCUUGAUGUAGUUCCCUCUGAUGUGGUUGCUGGCUUACUUUUAUUAAGACGUUAUCAAAAGCUCCAAAUGCGAAGUCAUGUUGCUAACAAAACCAAUGAUAUUUACCAAUAUUUAUCAGGAGCAGCAAUUACUCCUAAGACCCACUUUCUCCAAUUAAAUGACCCUGAUGUUAUGGAGGAGUACAAACUAAUUAUCCAUUAUAUGGAAUAUGCAUUGGCUGCCUAUGGUUGGCCUGCUUAUAUGAUGAUGAACAAUGCCACUGGAUUAUGUAGUCUCGUACCUUAUUUGUCUUGUUGCUGUUGUAAAAGUUGUGUAAAACACCAAACUUACUCUACUGUUGUUGAAGAUAACUGUUGUGAAUGUAAUUUUGCUGCUAUGAAGAAACUCAGUGGCCUCUCAGAUACUGACAUCAUAUAUGUCACAUAUCACGUAGAUAUUGGAAAAACACCAUUUUAUGUUGCUGUUGAUCAUAAACAGAAGAAAGUAAUUGUUUGUGUGAGAGGAACAUUAUCUUUACAGGAUGUAUUGACUGAUCUUAAAGCUGAGUCUACUAUGCUUCCACUCGAACCUCCUAUUGAGAACUGGCUUGGUCAUGAGGGUAUGGUUGAUGCAGCACAGUACAUUCAGAAAAAAUUAGUCGAAGAAAAUAUUUUGUCAAAAGCAUUUAAUAGUGAUUUCGAUCGCAGAACUGAUCAAUACAAUUUAAUUUUAGUUGGACAUUCUCUUGGAGCUGGAACUGCAUCAAUUUUAGCCAUUCUGCUAAAAAGACAAUACCCUAAUUUACAUUGUUAUGCUUAUUCACCUCCUGGAGGCCUUAUAAGUGAGGAAUGUGCAGAACAAACUAAAUCUUUUAUAACAUCUGUUAUUGUUGGGAAAGACAUUGUGCCAAGGAUUGGCCUGUCUCAACUGGAACUUCUUCGAACAGAUCUUAUUAAUGUCAUAAAAAUAAAUGAAAGCCCAAAGUGGAAGAUUAUUACAAAGAGUAUGAUGUGCUGCCUUCCAGAUAACACUGAUAAUAUACUCCAAGGUAAACUAGAGCGCAAUGCUAGAUUGCAUCCUUUUGACAGUGGUAUUGGCCUGUCAGCUCACAACCCUCUUUUUCUACCAGGAAAAAUUAUUCACAUUGUUCGCAGUCAUCCUGUCAUCAAACGGUCUCGAUGUAAACCAAGUUCACCAGUUUAUCAAGCAAUCAUUGCUGAAAAUAGUGACUUUGAGCAGGUGUUGGUCUCUCCUACCAUGAUAAAUGAUCAUUUCCCAGAUAAUGUAUUAGAUGCUCUCAGGAAGGUGCUUAUUAACGUAGGGCCAAUAAAACCUAACCGGAAAUUACCUGAUUCUGAACGCAAAACCAAAUUAUGUGAAUUACCAUCCAUCACUGCAGCAGAUGUUUGUGUUAAUACUUGCAACUCUUGUGUUGAAACAACUUUCUCAAGUCCAAAUCUUCAAGAUAUUCCAAGUCCAUCUGAUCCAGAUUUAACAAUAUCCCCUCCACCUCUGACUUGGGACCAAGUAGCAGAACAAAACAUUCGAAAACUUGAAUAUGCUCGAAGUAUACAUCUAAGCAAUCCCCUUACAAAUGAAUUAUUGAAUCUCAGUUUGUUAAGAGACAGAGCUGAAGCACCUUUAGCAAGUCCAGAGCCUUCAAUUUCAGAAUCUUCAAGUGCUGCUUCUUUGAAAGCUAGCGCCCCUAUAAAUAGAUAUAGUUUCCAUAAAGCAAUUUAUGGUUUCCAAGAUCUCAAGUCUAUACAGCAAUCGCCAUUACCCAAAACGCGUACUGGUAGCUUUUCUUGUUUUAGAAAUGAGGAACCUUCCAGUAACGAACAAUCCCCAGACACUUGCAAGGAGGAAGAAAAUUUUAAUAAUAACAAUAAUAACAAUAACAAUAAUAAUAAUGAACCUGAAAAGGUUGACAUAAUAAAAGACAAAAGACCUGAGAGUGUUACCAUUGUAUCAUCUACGGAAUCAAACCAUAUUUGUGAUAAAACCAAUGGACAUGUUUGCUUAGAUAUUGAAGGCAAGUUAUUGCAACAGAGCCAAAAAGUUGGAGAUGAAAUUGCAUUGGAUUCUAGAAGGUUAACAAGAAAAGGAUCAGAAAAAAAUGACAGCAAUGCCUUUUUACCUCACAAUAGAAUAGUUAGCUCUGACAGAACUAGCUCUGUUGCCUGCAUGCCUCUUCCAACCCCCAAACCUCUUUUCCAACAUACAGGAUCUGAAUCCUUUUUGCAAAACAUUGUACCCCGACAUGUCAUGCGACGGUCAACAGAACAAAUGGAUUUUAAGGCCUUAAAAGAUGAUACAACACUAUUUGAAAGUCCUAAAAGGACAGCCCCUGUUCCCAAACCUCCCCGACAUAUCCCUGUGAAAUUGCCAUCCAGUUUACCACGGGUUUCAAUUCUUAGUUCUACUGGUGAAGAAGAAUCUGAAAGAAGACAUUCAUUUCCUAGGCUUUAAAUCUAUCAAUUAAUAUCAAUUAUUAAUUGAUAUGAAUUGUUAUAAUUUAAAUACAAAUUAAAGCAAUAGCAAUGAAAAGAUAUUGAGUUUUAAAAUAGAAAGGGGAAGAAAAUAAUUUAUUACACUCUUUGGGUUUUAAAUUAAGUUUUAAAACCCAAUUUUACUCACUAAUAUAUCAUCAUGUCUUUAUUUACAGAUAUCAACAAAAACCUAGGUAGACUUAUAGAACUACAAACACCAAAUUUAAUUUUAACUUCAGAUAGGACCUGGGGUUUUAUUUUACUUUUAAACAUGACUCAGCAGUAGUUUAAGUCUGUGAUUUCUUAUCUCCAGCUUGCAAUAUUCCAUAAAAGUUACUGAAAAAUCAAAGAUAAUUUAAUACACACCAUUGGAAAAUUUGGGGUAAAAAUAUAUUUAAAAACAAAUAAGAAGUGUAAUCUUGAUACUAAAAGGAAACUAAGUUCUUUCUACAAAUUUUAAAUGUUACAUAUAUAGUUUUUUUUUUCUUUUUAGCUCAUAUUGUUGUAUCAUUCUAAAAUAUUAUUUUCAGAUUUAAGAAGUUUCAAAGAAAAAAAUUGUUUGAAUAAAUAAAAAAAAUUAUAUUUGAAAAAAUUUGUCAAGCAGAUAUUGACAACAAAUUUAGUAAGUAUAUAUAUAUGUGUGUAUAUAUAUAUGUCUGUGUGUAUAUAUAUAUAUAUAUAUAUAUAUAUAUAUAAGACAGUGAUCGUCAAAUAAAUUUGAUUGCAGGUUAUUAAUCUAAGACAUAGCACAACUGCCUGGCAUCUUUUCUAAUCUAAUCAGCAUAAUUCUUCAGUAUGUCCAAUUUACAACUCUACCUCAAGUGCACUUUUCUUUGUAUUCAAUUCAAAAUCUCAAUGAUGCAAUGCCUAUUUCACCAACAGUCAUCUUCUAGAUGACCAAGGCAUGACAAACACAUCAGUUUCAAAAUUCAACAACUGUUUUAUCAUAUUUUAUUUUUUGUUUUAAACCUAAACAACAAACAAUCUUAAAACGAUUUUUAUUUAUAUUUUUUACCAUUUUUUGUAUUUGUUUUUGUCCAUUUAUGUUUUUUUUUUUUGUUUCCUUCAUUUCAUGAUGCCCUGUUCUAAAUAAAUGUAUAUCAUAUGUUUGCACUGUCACCAAUUUCAAAUUACAAAAGUAUUAAUACCCAUUAAAUGAUAUUGAAUCAGAAGAUUUUUGCUCAAAGAUAGACUUUGUUGAAUAUAAAAAGAUUUUCAAAUAAAGGGAUUAUAGAUUAUCAACUACAUGGUCAUAAGUCUCAAGUAUCAACUCACUUCAUCAGUUUAUGGAUGUUACUAAGAUAGAUACUCAUCAUCUCAUUAGCUGUUAACCAUAUAGACGUCUUAAGAUGUCUAAUAAUUAAUACAAAGACUAUAUACAAAUAAAAGUUUUGCGGAACAGACUGGAUAAUAGAACUCAAUACAUGAGUUUAUAUAUUUUUAAUCAACAAAAAGGUGAUGGUCUAGAGUUGCAUGCAUAGCAUUUAUCAAAAUGUGUUAAACUCUUGAUCCUAGAUUUAAUCUCAGAUCAGCUUUGAGUAAGAAAAACAAUGGCCAAAGAAAUUCCAGUCAUGACCUUCCCAUCAUUUAUUUAGAUCUAGUUUAUCUAGAACUACAUUGACCAUCAAAUGCUUCUCCAUUUUUAAGAUGGUACAGUGUAAUAUGAUAGCUAUUUAGUUACUAUUUCUUACAGGUCAGACAAUCUUGUAAAGUCACCCUCCAACAGCAGAACUAUCAUCAUCAUCUACUAUAGCAGUAAAUGGUAGGUUAUACUAUUACUUCUCAUUAAUUUCAUUGCUUAUCUCCAAUACUUAAUGAUAUUUAUUGAUCUUAGAAUAAUUAGAGACACUAAAUUAAAACUGAAAAUUCAAAUACAAAUCCUGAAAGACCUAAAUUUAAUACUUUUGCAAUAAUUUUCUUUCUUAAUAAUACAGUGUUGUACAGAUCAACAGUAACCCUUCCUCUUUUAAAAUGAGUAUUUCUCACUUUGAAGUGACAUGUGCUUAGUUUAGAAUUGCUAAUGACACUUUGAAGUGACAUGCACUCACUUUGAAAUUGCUAAUCUUAGUUUUAAAUGACGUGCUCACUUUGAAACCUUUUGUCCCACUGUAUUUUGUUUAGAAUUGCAUGUCACCCUUCAAAGUGGUGUGUGUUUUAUUCUGAAAUAGCUAAUCAUUCUUUGAAAUUAUAUGCAAGCACUUUGGGAAUGCUAUUCUCACUUUGAAGAGUUGUAUACUCACUUUAAAUUGUAAACACUGUAGUAAAAAAAAAAGACAAAAAAUGCAGACAUGAAUUAAAACAUGAAAGUAAAAAUGUAAUCAACAAACUCUUAAUAAGCUAGCAUUUUAACUAAGGACAGAAGCAUUAUCUUACUAGCUGCUUUUAAACUAGGAACAGACUAAUCAGAUUUGACUAGCCUUUAAACUAAGAAAAGAAGUAUCACAUUACAUAUAACUGGGAUGUCAUGAAGUGGCAUUCAAAAUUGGGACAUUAAGUAGUAUCAAGAGACAAUAUUUCUGACUGGAGGGUUACAACUGGAAUAUCACAAUACACUAUAAUAUU